Penicillium macrosclerotiorum is the source of this 1632-nucleotide messenger RNA. RefSeq lists its product as uncharacterized. Gene Ontology annotation, cellular component: nucleus. Gene Ontology annotation, biological process: mRNA splicing, via spliceosome. Bases 1 to 1632 code for a protein of 543 amino acids. The record is from RefSeq and is a predicted model, not a curated record. The transcript has 2 exons. Lineage: Eukaryota; Fungi; Ascomycota; Eurotiomycetes; Eurotiales; Aspergillaceae.
AUGAAUAACGAGCAAUUUCGGCGGCUCCUCGCCAACAAUCCGUCAUCUUCCAAGUCUAAUGUCAAUUCUAGCACCCCCGCUCAGAGUAGAGUGCCGGGUGGCGCAACCCCAGGUGGGCUUCUGGGCUCCCGAAUGCGCUCGAGCAUUCCCAUGACGCCUCGCUCUGUAUCUGGUGUUGAUUUCGCGCGACAGCUUGCGGAGCACCGUCGCGAGACCGACCAACAUCCCGCGAAACAGUUCAAGUCCUCUGCUGCUCCGAAGGGCAGUAAAUUGCCUUCCGGGUAUCAAGAUCGUGCCCAGCUACGAAAUGCACAGAAAGAUGGCGAAAGUGAAGAUGAUCUACAAAAGCGGGUCACUGCUCUAGAAGAGAUGGUGAAAUUGGGCCAGAUUGAUCAGGGGACAUUCGAAAAGCUAUGUGUGGAACUUGGUGUUGGUGGUGACACUGGGAGCACGCAUUUGGUGAAAGGUCUAGACUGGGAGCUAUUGAAAAGGGCUAAAGCCGGUGAAGACAUCUCAAAAGCAGCUCUCAAAUCUGAUCCGACGCUAGCAGAAGAAGCACCUCUGACGAGCGAAGAUGCUGAGGAGGAGUUUGAGCGUCUGAUGGAGCAGAAGGGCUUGGAGGAAGUGAAAGCAGCAUCGAAAGAACCCAAAGAAAAGAAGAAAGGAAACAUGGCCCCCCCACCACGAAAGAAGACUCGAGAUGAGAUCCUUAAAGAACUCAAAGCGAGCCGCACAGCCGCAAGCGCGCCAGCUCCGCCCCCCGAACCGAUCUUGGGCUCCAGGUUCAAGAAACUGGGUGACGGAAAGCCAGAGAAAAAACGAUUUAUUGAGACGGAUGAGAAUGGCCGCCGUCGAGAGGUUCUGCUCAUUACCGAUGCUCAGGGCAACACCAAGCGGAAAGUGCGGUGGCUCGACAAGCCAGGCCAGUCGGUCGGAUCAUCUUCCGAUCUACUCAUGCCUGACAAAGCCGCCAAACCUCUCGGAAUGGAGGUACCGGCGGAGAUUGCUGCUCGGACUGCUGCCAAUACAGCGCCAGAAGACGACGAUGACGAUAUCUUUGCCGGCGUAGGUGCCGACUAUGAUCCUCUUGCUGACCUUGAGGAAGAGGACGAUUCAUCCGAUGAAGAUGAUGCACCCGAGAAAUCACAAAACCCAUCUGUCAUUGAACCAGGCCAAAGAUCUGCCGAUGCACCUCAGGCACAAUCUGUAAAACCACGCAAUUACUUCGGUGUCUCGACUUCCUCGAUAGCCCCCGAGGAGCCAGAAGACCGCUCCAACCCUCUUACAAAAGACCCCACUAUCUUGGCUGCGCUUAAGCGAGCAGCAGCUCUUCGGAAGGCCUCUCCGUCUGAAAAUGAUGACAAUGAGUCUGCCGAGUCCUCCCUUCGCCAUAAACGAUUCCUUGAGGAGGCCCGACGGCGCGAUGCCAUGGAUGCUGCUGAUAUGGAUCUUGGAUUCGGCGGCAGUCGUAUUGAGGAUGACGAGGACGAAGAGGGCCCCUUGCUGGAUUUCGAGGGCAAGCCCCGCGGUGGGAAUAAACGCAAGCGUGGACCCAAGAAGAAGAAAGGUGACAAGGACAGUGCAGACGAUGUGAUGCGUGUUCUCGAGGGACGCAAGAAAAAUGCCGAAUAG